Molecule: messenger RNA, 9515 nt
Organism: Gambusia affinis (western mosquitofish)
Lineage: Eukaryota; Metazoa; Chordata; Actinopteri; Cyprinodontiformes; Poeciliidae
Product: serine/threonine-protein kinase 32C-like
Exons: 12
Coding region: 363-1694 (443 amino acids)
Biological process (GO): G protein-coupled receptor signaling pathway; protein phosphorylation; regulation of signal transduction
Molecular function (GO): G protein-coupled receptor kinase activity; ATP binding; G protein-coupled receptor binding
Source: RefSeq, a predicted model, not a curated record
AGCUGGAAGCGUAUUGGUCUGUCUGCGGAAGACAGCUGAGCGCUACAAACAUCGAGUCACUGUUUGAACAUCCAGCUCCAACUUACAGAACACUGUCAAAUCCCAACACAUCCACAAAACCCGCUCGCUUCACUUCCCGUAAUCUCAUCCGAAAUUACUUUUACCAUCAUCAUCCUCAUUUACUCGCGCUGCUUCAAAUUAUCGGCUGAAAAAAGGGGAACACGGACAGAUAAAAAGAAAACAUCCCCCAAACCAAACGGAGUCUGGUGAAAUGCACGGCUGCCUGUUUUUUUAAGGAGGAGGGUGUCCAACGCUGAGCUGUAGUUUCUCUCCAAGAGGCGAGGAAUGCAAUCUGAGCAUCAAUGUUUCACUGGGGCAAGUGGAAGAAGAGGAUGGGAGCCAACAGUUCUUCAAAGAGACCAGUGUUCGACGAGAAGGAAGAUGUAAACUUUGAUCACUUCCAGAUUUUGCGGGCCAUCGGAAAAGGGAGCUUCGGAAAGGUAUGCAUUGUGCAAAAGAGGGACACAGAGAAGAUGUACGCCAUGAAGUACAUGAACAAACAGCAGUGCAUAGAGAGAGACGAGGUCCGAAACGUCUUUAGAGAGCUUGAGAUCCUACAGGAAAUUGAACAUGUAUUUUUAGUAAAUCUCUGGUACUCCUUCCAGGAUGAGGAGGACAUGUUCAUGGUGGUCGACCUCCUGCUCGGAGGAGACCUGCGCUACCAUCUGCAGCAGAACGUCCAGUUCGGCGAAGACGCCGUCAAGCUCUACCUGUGUGAGAUGACUCUGGCCCUGGACUACCUGCAGAGCCAGCACAUCAUCCACAGAGAUGUGAAGCCAGACAACAUCCUUUUAGAUGAACAAGGUCACGCUCACCUGACAGAUUUCAACAUAGCGACCAUAAUAAAGGACGGAGAAAGAGCCACAGCGCUGGCUGGAACCAAGCCCUACAUGGCUCCAGAGAUCUUCCAGUCGUUUGUCAGCGGAGGUACAGGCUACGCGUUUGAAGUCGACUGGUGGUCGUUGGGGGUGACGGCCUUUGAGGUGCUGCGUGGAUGGCGGCCGUACGAUAUCCAUGCCAGUAACUCUGUGGAGUCGCUGAUCCAGCUCUUCAGCACAGUGAGCGUCCAGUACAGCCCGGCCUGGCCCAAAGAGCUGGUGGCACUACUGAGGAAGCUGCUGACUGUGAACCCAGAGCAUCGGUUUUCCAGUCUGUCUGAUAUGCAGACGUCUCCAUACCUCGCUGCUGUCAACUGGGACUCUGUGUACGAGAAGAAGAUGGAACCUGGAUUCGUUCCUAAUAAAGGUCGGCUCCACUGCGACCCCACCUUUGAGCUGGAGGAGAUGAUCCUGGAGUCGCGACCCCUCCACAAGAAGAAGAAGAGGCUGGCAAAGAACCGCUCUCGAGACAACAGCAAGGAUUCACAGUCUGAGAACGACUACCUACAGGAGUGCCUUGAUGUGGUGCAGCAAGAGUUCAUGAUCUUCAACCGCGAGAGAUUGAAAAGGCGCCAGGAGGAGGGCCAGGAGGAGGGCCAGGAGGAGGCCGGGGCCGACGAUGCCAGCGCUGACAGGGACGACGAGGCGGAAACUGGGGUCGCCGAAGACAUCGCGCAGGAUCCGGACCCAGAGCCGGAGUCCUCCUCCAAACUGAGCAUGUGCGGCUCCGUGUGCUCGUCCCCCGGCAGCUGCUAGCCCUCACAGCGACGGAUCUGUCUGUGCCGUGCCAAUAGAUCCCCCCCUUCACCUCUCUCCUCUGUCGCCGAGGAAACGCACAUGGAAGAGAGGGCCGGGGGGAGGGGGAUGACCCAAAAUGGCUGCCCCAGUGUUCUGUCUCUUUUACUUUCCGUAGCAUCUUUCUGGUAAGGCAUGAAUGAAGCAGAUCCCCAGAGACUCUCUGUGCUCAUAGAGUAAGCUCUAACUUCUAUGCAAUGUAACAUUAUAGCAUGAUAAAUAAGGUUUUCACUCACUGGGAGGUGUUGAUCGUAACCACGGUGACAGCGGCCCACAGCUUCAAGCUGCAGUAUGUAACUUUUAUUUAAAAAUAAUAUGUUCUUAUAUAUUUCUUAAAACUGUCGCCAUGUUGUAAUAUGAGACAGAUAAUGUGUGAAAACAUCAAUCUCCUCCACCUCUUCCUUGAGCUACUAAUGCCUUCUGAAAAGAUGCACAAAAACAACCAAUCAGAGCCAGAAGGUGGGUCUUAAUGGUGUGAAUCAAGCUCAUGUACUCGCUGCUAAAUGUAAAAAUGGUGGAGAAGCAACUUACCUAUACAGGAAAGCCAUUUCCUGUAUAACUUUCACCAGUAGCUAAGCUAACUAACCUGAACAUUCACUACAUUCUCUGCUAGCUGUCGUGCCGCACAAGAGUAUGGUUGACAGCGCCAAGACCCGCCUCCUGGCUCUGAUUGGUUGUUUCCAGGGUUAUGAUAGUUUUUGGUUGAGUUUUAUUUUGUUGUGACCUUUUGUUUGUCUAACUCAGUUAGUCGUAAAUAGUUUUCAGAGCAUGUUUGCUAGUUAUUAUUAGUUAAAUAUUAGUUUUAGUUUAGUUUUUAUUAGUUGUAAAUUUUUGCCAUUAACUGGUUAAUUCAAAAAGGUAAAAUUAAUAUAUUGUGAUUAUGUAGACAUUGAUUAGAUAAUGAAUGUUUAACAGAAGAUAAAAAAAAAUUUUUUUAAUAUAUAAAAUUAUUAACUAUUGCUGUCGUCAUUAUGCAAAAAUAACAUAAUCUGCUGACAGCUGAUGUAAACGGCUUGAGUGGGAGAAAACAAAUCCAUCUGUAUGAAAUUCUAAUAAAUAAGUUUAUAAAGAAGAAAACAAAGUAUGUUGUAUCUACAAUUUCAGUAUGUUUACAUUAGCUUUACAAAUGCACGACGUUAGUUUAAUUUUUCCUCAUUAAUUACUGUUUUUAUUUAUUUUAGUUAGCAAAAAAUAUUUUCUCAAUUUCAGUUUGUUGUUUUGCUACUAUUAUAACCUUGGUUAGCACUGGGAGAAAGCUGAUUUUUUCACAGAUUAGCUGUUUCAUAUUAUAGUGGUGAUGGUUUAAAUAAAUAUGUCAAACAGAAGUUGGGUUGCUUGGUUUGGUUGAGGCUCCUCUCGUUCUUCUCAAAGUCUCUGUGCCAAAUCCGAUCGGGACGACUCUGAAGCCACUCGGUUUGUUGUCGUCUGUGUUUCCGCUUCGCUCUCAGCCUCUCGUACGAUCAUGGUGGGGAGAGAGAACGCCUCCUUUCAGCUCCACGACUAUUUAUUUUACUAUUCAACAGUCCCACAUUGGGGCGAAUGUUUUCCAUCUCCCUUGCCUUAGAAUAAAUAACCUCAGAUUGAAGGAAAUUGCCUUAAAACCCUUCGUAGGUCAAUGGGCACGAAUCCAAGAUUAUUUCUGAUACUUUUCCAUCCUGGCAUUGUGUUAAAAAGUAUCUAAAUGCCCCAGAGAAGCAAAAUGGAUGCUCAAUUUUCUGAAAAUAAACAGAAGCAGUUAGGGUGUAUUUACUUUUCCCACAUACAACUCUUACUUUUUGGCCUUUGACCCUUUUUUUAAGACUUGAGAUGAGAUUAAAAUAUAAUCGUGGGGUCUAGUAAAGACAAGAUUAUACAUAUUAUGUCCUGAUUCCUAAAAUUAAAAGUGGGUGUUCUCUCUUUUUUUUUACCAUGAUUAUGUGUUUAAUUCAAAAACACUAAAUCUUACCAAAUAUCUUUUUUUUGUCUAGUUUCUUGUGAAAAUAUCUUAGGUCUGUGUUAUUCCAAGUGAGCUAACUUUUAGUAAGAUUUAGGAGCUUGUUUUAAAUAAAUGAUUAAUACUCAUAUUGAUGAAAAAGUACUAGUUCAACUGGCAGAUUACUUCAGUAGUAGUAGUGUGUGUCCAUUGACCAUAUUAAUUUGAGACUGAAAAAUAAAUUUGCUAAAUGAAACACAGAAUUUUCAGGAAAAACAAAAUAAAUUUUCAAUAAAAAGUCUUGAUUUAUUUAUUUUGCUAAACUUUUUUUCUGGUGUAAACCACAAAGAAGAAGACAAACAGGACGUGGCAGCAAGUUUUUUAAUAACUCAUUGCAUGAACAAACUAAUUUACACGUCAUUUUAAUUGUUUUUCUUAUUUAACAGAAACAUUAAAUUGUGAAAUUUUAGGUUUUUGUGAAAUUAGUGGAAUAUUGUCAAAGUUUUGCUGAUAUUUAUAAUGUAAAUGCAGUAUAACAAGAAACUAAUACCUUUUGUUAUAAGUGAAAUAAUCUGGCAGUGGAACUAGAACUGGGUUGCUAGGUGACGGGCUGGGCUGGGCUGGGCUGGGCUGGCGUUGCUAGGUGACGGGCUGGGCUGGCGUUGCUAGGCAACUAGAAUUUGCCCUUUUUCAUCAGCAUUAAGGAAUAAUUUCCUUAAAAUAAGCUCCUAAAUUUUGCUGAAAAGUUACUUGUCAGAUAGUUUUGUCUUAUUCAAAGUGCCCUUAGAUAUUUAAACUAGAAACUAGAAAAAACUAUUAUAAUAUUUGGUGUUUUUGCAGUGCUAAGUUGCCCGAAUUCGGGGCUAAAGUGUUGGAUUUUCAGUUGCCGCAGCUUCCUGAGUCACAGUUUCCAGUAAGUGUUGGUUGGUUUCAUGUUCUUAAACCUAUUUAAAGUUGUGCCUGUCUAUGAUAAUCAGUAUCUGUUAAUAUUGUUGCACCCACAGAUGCAUUAUAAGAUAUUAGUCUGGUUUUUCCUCUCUAAGUGUGAACCAAGUUCGUUUGAAGCCUUUUUUUUAAGAUAUUAAGGUAACUUAAUUCACGGAAAAUCAGUACUAAUGACUGGAAAAAGGCCAGAAUAAGCUCUAAGGAUAGAUUACAGCAUUGUCAGCCUUUAAGAAUCUAUUUCAAAGCUGCUUUACUAGACAUCAUCCUAUUAAGUGCUCAGUUAGGACAAAGAUCAUCUCCCAUAGGGCUUAGUUUGGGGCCUAAACGUGUAGCUGUUGGUUCUUCAGACUGUAGAUGAGCUCUCACAGCGAUGCUCGCACAUUUAAGGUGGUCGUGUAGCAAAGAACUACCUUAAAUUAACCCCCUGGGCCUGAUCAUGAAAAAAAAGCAGUGUAAAUAGCAUGUAGUGUAGUUAAUUAAACUCUCCACAGUUUUAUGUGGGACUGCUAACUCUACGUGUAAACUGAGGGAAGAGCUUAGUGAAGCCCCGCCUCCUCCUAGCGCUUCACUCCGCUCUUCUCUCCAAGUGUGCAGGCACAACUUGUAGGCAAAAUAUGCCAAAGCUUUUCUACCAUUUGCAUAACCAUUUCUAAGGAACUUUAAAUGUCUGAAUGUAUGUUGUAUUUUCUUUUUUUGUAGAACCCAAGGUUUGCUCUGUUUAAUAGUGAAAAUUGUCAUUGUUUGUUUGACAGUAAUGUGGUUAUUUUAGGUGGAGUGGUGUUUUGAAUUUCUGGUGAAACAGCUUGCAAUUUAUGGUGUCUUGGGGAUAGAAAAGAAGAUUGAUGCCAUUUUUAUGUCUGUGUGGAAAACUCUUACACUGCAAAUCUAAAUCUUACCAAGUAUUUUUGGUUUAGUUUGUAGUGGAAACAUCUUAGCACACUUGAAAUUAGACAAAACCAGUUUACAAAUAAUUUUUCAGCAACUCUAAAUUAUUGUUUAGCGUCAAUAAUUUCUUGAAAUUGUUGAAAGAUACUAGUUCCAUUGGCAGAUUAUUUUACUUACAACAUGGGGAAAAUGUCUUGUUAUAAGUGAAAUAAUUUCCCAAUAAAACUGGUACAUUUUCAGGAAUUAUUGGCUUAAAACAAGUUCUCAUAUCUUGCUGAAAGGUUGCAUGUAAGUAAGUUUUGUCUUAUUUAAGAUAUUUCCACUAUAAAUUAACCAAAAAUACUUGCUUUUUAAUGUUGUUAAAAAAUGUUGCUUUUUAAACGUAUGCCCCAACUUUUAAUCCUGCAGAUGUUACUGAUUAAAUCAGUCGUCCUGAUCAACAUUUAUUAGUUAACAGGUCCCUUCAGUGUUUAAAUUAAGGUAAAUUUGACUCCAAAAUUAUUCAUACCAAAAGUUUAUUUCUUAUAGAAGAUAAGAUGGACAUCGCAGAAAAUUAUUAUACAAAGUAACAGGAGCAUCAAUUGAAAAUAAAACUAAAACCUCAAGAUGUUUAAAUAAUUUUGAGCUUCACCAAUGUAACUGGCAAAUAAUGCUAACAUUCGUUAGCAUAUUAGCAUAUUUUUCCAAAUUACUUCCGGAACACAGUUCAGUUGGGUUUGGCUUUAUUUCCAGAUCUUGAUUUUGACUUGAGAGGAUUCUGAAACCCAUGUUCUGAUCAGAACCCAGCCACCCCUUACUGAGACAACCCAGCGAUUCAGAUUUUUUCUUUCUUUCACAGGAUGUCCGCGCAUCCUUAAAAAGUCUUAAAUUUGUGUAUCUAAAAUUAAAGCCUUAAAAUAUCUUGAUCUUCAAUACAUUAAUCACAGGUCUUAAAUUGUGUUUUGUGACUCAGUGGGGUUGAGUAUACCGCUAACUGGCUGCUAAUACACCCUUGCUAGCUAGCUAGCUUUAUUGCAUCAAUCUUAGGCAGAUUUAUCUGCGGUUGACAGGAUGACAUUUUGUCUUCGCCACUUCUAAUGCUACAUUCAUUAAAAAGAUUAAAAGGAAAGGUAAUUAAUUUCUUCAAGUCGAGUAAGAAUCUGGCUGUAGCUACAUUUCCAUUGACCAUAUAAUUCCAAAAAUUGGAAUUAUGAAAAUAAAUUAGCUUAAUGGAAACACACCAGAGUCUACAAUCUCAUGACUUUUGAUAAAACAUUUUUGCACUGGGUCAAGGUGGGUUUUUUGUGUUAAAAUUUGUUUAUUUCACAAAACUACAAUGGAAAGACUUUUUUCACAUCACAACCGGAUGUUACUACUGGCAAAAAACACUAACAAGAUGACAGGAGAGGACGAUGGCGCAACAUGUUUUUUAAUGACGUAUCACAUGAACAAACUUAUUCACAUGUAAUUUUAAUUGUGUUUCUUAUUUAAUGGAAACACAGCAAUUGCAAAUUCACGUCUUUUUGGCAUUAGUGGAAUAUUGACAAAGUUUUGCGAACAUUUGUAGUGGAAAUGGAGUUAGUAUCUCAUAGUCAAUCUCACAAAAAGUAGCAUUUACUUGACAUAUAUUUCUUUUGUAUAUUUCUGGUGUUAAAUUUUGUCCAUGAUGGUCUUUAAAAGUCUUAAAUUUAAGUUGGGAAAACCCUGUUUCAUCCUUUUCAUCACGCUGCCUUUUAAAGAUUGACCCUCAGCAUCUUCAGCUGUAGAGUUGUUGCACAGACAUGAGACUGGUGUGAAUCUUCUCAAAUCAUUCCCAGAAUGAGGCAAAUAUCUCCCAAAAUCUGUAAUUACUCCCUUUAUCCCCACAUGACGCCUAGAUUUAGGAGCUUUGUUAAAGGGAUAUAAAAAGGCAUCCUCAAAGUCUCCCUGUGAUGACCUGAAUAGUGGUUUUGAACCCUGUUUUGUUUAUUUUUUUGCUGUGGUUUGUUCAGUUUUUGCAUGUAACUUUACAACAUAAGCCUGAUUUAGCCAAAGCCUGGAGCUUGAGCCUGACCGGCUGAUCUUAUGCAUGCAGAAGCUUUUCCUCAUACCUCGCCGCUCACCCCAUUACUGACUGAGUGUACCUGGAUUGCGAGGCAGUGAGUUUUGUGAACCCAUGCGUUGUAUAAAAACGAUAUAAUCCUGGUGUUACGUAGACAGCAUGUUACCUUAGAUGAUAUGGAGAACGUCUCGGCAUCCUCUUGGUGGCCUUGGUUUUUGUUGUUCAGGGAUGCAGCUAGGGCUGGGCGAUGACUCGAUUUUAUCCAAUUUUUGGUUUAUGAAGAUUUAAUUUUUGGAAAAUCUGAAAAAAAAACAUUUCUCCAAAGUUCAGAGGGAUGUCACCACACCAAAGCGGCCAUCUUGUUUGACAAACAAGAUGAAUUCAGUUCAUUUUUACAACAAAAUGUAAGACUCAGACUACGAUUUAGAUUUUUUUUUAUGAAAAUAAAGUCAAAAAGUUACAAAAAUAAAGUCAAAACAAUACGAGAAUAUUACAUAAGCAUAUAAAAUAAAUGAGUUGUAAUAUUAGGAAAAUGAAGUAGUACAUUUAUGAGAACACAAAAAUGACAAAAUGUUAAUUAUACAAGCUUUUUUCUCAUUAAAAUGACUUUUUCCUCAUAGUUUUAAUUUGUUCUUUAGUAAAAAUGCAUCUUUAUUUUGCUCAUAUUCUAACAUUGUUCUCGUAUUUAUAUAGAAAUUUUCCUAGCCUGUCUCUAAUACUCUAUUGUACCACAUGCAAAGGGAUAAUUUACAUAAAAGGCACUUUUUGAAAAAAAUUUCUGUCAUUUGUAAAACUCAAGGCCUUAAAAUGUCUUAAAUUCAUUCAAAUACAUCUAACUUGGUCUUAAAUACAUUGAUUGCAGAUCUUUAAUUUUGUCCGAGCUGGACUACUUAAUGUAGUAUUUUCUAAGAAUGUUUGAGGUUUUUUUUCUUCCCUCUGGGCUUUUACUCAAAAGUUUGAGUAAGACACAGACAUCUUUAUUGCGACACAAAGCACUUGAGGCUACUGCUAGCUAGCUAGCUGUUAAUAUAGCCUUGCCAGCUAGCUACCUAGCUUUACUGCAGGUCAUUACUGCAUCCAUCAUUGCAGUUGGCAGGAUAAUGUUCAUCGUUGCUCACAUCUGUGGCCAACCUGUAAGAUGUUUUGUGCAUUAAAACUAUUUUAAAAACAGUAAAGUCAAGUAAAAUUCUGAUGACAUCUCAUAGUCAGCUAGACAAGGAGUGCCAUUUCUUCCUCAAUAGUUUCCAUUUUUACUAAUAUGUACAUAAAAUAUGUAAUUUUUGUUGGACAUCUCUGUUUAAAUUUCAUUCCUAAUGAUCUUUAAAGUCUUAAAUUUGAAGAUACCUUGUUGUAGUUUCUUUUUGAGGAAAAAAAAAAUCGAAUAUGGUAUGAAAUAAAUCUGACAUUUUAUUUUUAAUCCAAAUCGCCCAGGCCUAGAUGCAUGUGAGCGACACGAUGUCCGCCGUUGUGAGCGUGAUGAUCUGUUUUAUUUGUGCAGCAAUGCAAUGACUACCUGGAAUUGCUCCCUGAUCUAUAUGAAGAAUUUGCUCCUUCUUUUAUAGUGAUUCAUGAAAAGUUCUGGUUUGUGGAGAAGAAGGUUCUCAGACUUUGUUCCAUCAGAUUCAACAUAUUCCUGAGGUGUCGAUGUAAUCAUCUGUUAAUCAUUUGUAAAUGAACUUAUUCUGAUAUUUGCGUACAUUUCUAACUGGUCGUGUGUUUCUUUGUUUAUGUUCUGGCUGCGUUUAGCACCAAAUCUCUUAAUUCAAACAUUUUUCUGUGAUGUUGUCGGGACAUCCUGGUCUGUGCUCCGUCUUUGCCCUGUGGAUUCAGUCUGAAACUCGGUGGAAGACCCAUACCUCUUCUCCCCUCACGUAACGUUCUCGUACUUCAGGAUUUCUACUGUCAAUUGGGUGGAAAAAAGAAAAUAAAGUCUUGUUCCUUUAACAACUAAAAACUGCUCUGUGUUCAAAAACAUGAUGCUGCUUUGAUUGCUUUGAUAAAGAAAUAAAUCUUCCAAUGA